AUGUCGCCCGCCGAUUCUUUACCCUUUGCUUUUCUUCCAUCCUCUUUUCGUUCUUUUUGUUCUUCAUCGCCUCCUUCACUUUUCUUCCCCGUCCUUCGUCGUGGCCUGGCUGUGGUCAUGGUCGAAGCAAGUAGCAAAAAGGCCGAGGAGUGGCAGAGAUACUACACUGCCGGGCCCCAUCUUGCUGGCAAAAACUACUCCCAGGCACUCUGGACAAAGGAAAAGUGGGAAGAAUUUGGUGUCCAGUCACACAUCGUCGACUACGAGGUCUACAUUAACUACCCAGUCGACCAUCGCCUGGCCCUCCUUAAUAAGGAUGACAAGAAGAACGACAGCAGCUCGGACAACUGGCGGGUUUCUUUUGAAGCCACUCUUGAAGAGGACAUCCUCGACGAGGAUCCGAGCACAAGUUUGCCCGACAGAGUCCCCGUCUUCCACGGUUAUUCUGCUUCCGGCAACGUCACCGCACCCGUGGUCUACGUCAACUACGGCACGUACCAGGAUUUUGAGGACCUGCUCAAGGCCAACGUCAGCCUUGCUGGGAAGAUCGCCAUUGCUCGUUAUGGCCUCAUCUUCCGUGGGCUCAAGGUCAAGAGGGCGCAGGAGUUGGGGAUGAUCGGCGUUAUCAUCUUCACUGAUCCCGGUGAAGAUGGUGAAAUGACUGAAGAGAACGGCUACGCUCCUUACCCCGAAGGACCGGCUCGUCAACCUAGCAGUGUCCAGCGGGGAAGUACCCAAUUCCUCAGUGUUGCUCCAGGCGACCCGACAACGCCGGGCUAUCCUUCCAAACCCGGUGUCCCUCGGGGGCCGGUUGACGGAGCUAUUCCCAGCAUACCCUCGAUCCCUCUCUCUUACGCCGAAGCUCUUCCUAUUCUCAAGGCCCUCAAUGGCCAUGGUCCCAAGGCUUCGGAUUUCAACAAGUGGUGGACUGCUCGGACUGGUCUAGGCCACAAGGGCGUUCAUUAUAACAUUGGACCGACGCCGGAUGACGUUGUUGUGAACCUAUACAACGAGCAGGAAUACGUUACUACUCCUUUGUGGAACGUUAUCGGCAUCAUCAACGGUACGAUUCCGGAUGAGGUGAUUGUUAUCGGCAACCACCGCGAUGCUUGGAUUGCGGGCGGUGCUGGUGAUCCGAAUAGCGGCUCUGCAGUUCUCAACGAGGUUAUCCGUUCCUUCGGAGAAGCUUUGCGUCUUGGCUGGAAGCCCUUGCGUACUAUCGUCUUUGCUAGCUGGGAUGGUGAAGAAUACGGUCUUGUCGGAUCUACCGAAUGGGUUGAGGAGUAUCUUCCCUGGUUGAGUGCCGCCAAUGUUGCCUAUCUAAACAUCGACGUCGGCGUCCGGGGUAAGGUCUUCUCAGCCUCUGCCGCUCCUCUCCUCAAUAGCAUCAUCUACUCCGCCACCGGAGCCGUCGAGUCCCCCGACCAUCCGGGCCACUCCAUCCUCGAGAAGAAUUGGGACAAGAAGAUCGACACCAUGGGAAGCGGCAGCGAUUUUACCGCCUUCCAGGACUUCGCCGGCAUCCCUUCCCUGGACGUUGGUUUCGGCGCUGGCAAAGACGACCCGGUCUACCACUACCACAGCAACUACGACAGUUUCUACUGGAUGAAGAAGUACGGUGACCCAGGGUUCGUCUACCACCGGACCAUGGCCCAGAUCUUCGGCCUCCUUAUCGCCGAGCUCGCCCAUCCUCCUGUGCUCGCUUUCAGCGCCGAGAGCUACGCUACGGCGCUAAACGGCUACGUCACCCAGGUAGAAGACAAGCUGAACGCCGUGCUCCACCCACUCAAGGAGGAGGAGGAGGUCGACAUCUCUACCCUCACCGAGCAGGUCAUUUCCGAGUUGCGCGGCAAUCACUACAACAGCAGCAGCAGCAGCACUGCCAUUACAUCCAGCACCUCCAAGGCCGCCGUAAAGGCCUUCCGGGACUCUUUCAAGCGUCUCCACGACGCAGUUGACAAGCUAACGGAAAAGGCCGCCCGCCUCGACGCCGAAGCAGAGGACCUCAGGAGCCAGGCACGCGAGCACAUCCCGUGGUAUCACUGGCACCAGAAGAUCAAGUUGGGGUAUCAGAUCCGCAAGGUUAACACCAAGUACAAGUAUAUCGAGAGGAACUUUUUGUUCAGCCAAGGGUUAGAUGGGAGACCGUGGUUCAAGCAUGUGGUGUUUGCGCCGGGGUUGUGGACUGGGUAUUCUGGAGCGGUGUUCCCUGGGCUCGUUGAAAGCAUCGAUGCGAGGGAUUGGAGUAACGCCGAGAGAUGGGUAGAUAUCAUUGAGGCUUGCAUUAAAAAUGCGGCGAGGAAGUUGUGACUUGAUGAUUGGAAAGAGUAGGUACCUCUAGGUAAGGUGAUGGGUACCUAAGUUCAAACCAAACCGCUUUGGGGUCUCGGUGUAUAUAUGGUCUCAAAUUGUCGACGUUGCCAUUCAGCGAACAUUGAGCGAGACAUGAUGUUCACACAGGUUAUUGCAAACGACAACCACAUAUCUUGAAUGAAGGACUAUAUCCUCUC
This is a messenger RNA of Neurospora tetrasperma FGSC 2508, 2510 nucleotides long. RefSeq lists its product as uncharacterized. The coding region runs from base 1 to 2310 and encodes 769 amino acids. The transcript is spliced from 6 exons. NCBI's taxonomy places the organism in Eukaryota, Fungi, Ascomycota, Sordariomycetes, Sordariales, Sordariaceae. Gene Ontology annotation, molecular function: carboxypeptidase activity. The record is from RefSeq and is a predicted model, not a curated record.